Metschnikowia bicuspidata var. bicuspidata NRRL YB-4993 is the source of this 453-nucleotide messenger RNA. It is a transcript of the gene PAM18, whose product is annotated as Pam18p. The transcript has a single exon. The record is from RefSeq and is a predicted model, not a curated record. Bases 1 to 453 code for a protein of 150 amino acids. NCBI's taxonomy places the organism in Eukaryota, Fungi, Ascomycota, Pichiomycetes, Serinales, Metschnikowiaceae. Gene Ontology annotation, biological process: protein import into mitochondrial matrix. Gene Ontology annotation, cellular component: PAM complex, Tim23 associated import motor. Gene Ontology annotation, molecular function: ATPase activator activity.
AUGGAAGUCCCCACGCUACCAAUACCGGGCGAGACGCCAUCGGCACAACAGCAAGCGUUUACUGGCCACUUGCAGAAAAAGAAGGCAGCCGAGGGCACCGCGGAGUGGUACUUUGACAAGACUAGCGACUGGAUGGGCGAGCACCCAUGGAUGACAGGGCUUGGUGUUCUUGGCGUCGUUUAUUUUGCCUCUGGGUUUGUCAAAUCAAAGCAGCCUGGCAUCAAUGGCAAGGCUUUUGUCAGAGGGUCUUUUGGUGCUAAGAUGAGUGCUAAGGAGGCGUUGCAGAUCUUGAACCUCAAGGAGAGUACCCUCUCGAAGGCAAAAUUGAAGGAACAACACAGAAAACUCAUGAUGGCGAACCACCCAGAUAAAGGGGGCUCGUCGUUCUUGGCCACCAAAGUCAACGAGGCCAAGGACUUUUUGGAAAAGAGAGGCGGCUUGAAGCCCAAGUAA